Thalassophryne amazonica is the source of this 1583-nucleotide messenger RNA. RefSeq names its product thioredoxin-related transmembrane protein 2a (gene tmx2a). Gene Ontology annotation, molecular function: disulfide oxidoreductase activity. NCBI's taxonomy places the organism in Eukaryota, Metazoa, Chordata, Actinopteri, Batrachoidiformes, Batrachoididae. The coding region runs from base 104 to 1027 and encodes 307 amino acids. The record is from RefSeq and is a predicted model, not a curated record. Gene Ontology annotation, cellular component: membrane-bounded organelle. The transcript has 8 exons. Gene Ontology annotation, biological process: brain development.
CUACGGUGCGCCGUCUGGUCCAAAACACUCCGAGCGCCUUCGGUUCGCGCAGGCGCAGUAGCUCGCGCACGGUCAGCUGUCGCUGCUCCUCUCGGCUGUCAGCAUGGGUUUAAUCACAGGGCUCAUUUCUUUCCUCUACCAUCUGCCACAAAUUUAUAAAUGGCUGCUGAAGCCGUAUUAUAUCGCCUCCUUCUUCAUGACAGUCGCUUUUGUCGUCGUGCGGAAGGCUCCCGGUGUUUGUGAGCACCUGGCGACCCAGCGUGAGGACCGCAACUCCUGCGACUUCGACUGGAGAGAACUAGAGAUUUUCAUGUUUCUCGCUGCGAUAGUGAUGAUGAAGAACAGGAGAGCCAUAACCCUGGAGCAGCACAUAGGCAACCUGUUCAUGUUUAGCAAAGUGGCCAACGCCGUCCUCUUCUUCAGGCUUGACAUUCGGUUUGGGAUCCUGUACCUUAUUCUGUGUGCUGCAUUUGUCAUGACCUGUAAGCCACCUGUCUAUAUGGGCCCAGAGUACAUCAAAUACUUCAGUGCUGAGACCAUUGAUGAGGAGCUACAGCGCGACGGUCGUGUUAGCUGGAUCGUUGAAUUUUAUGCCAACUGGUCCUCUGAUUGCCAGUCCUUUGCUCCAGUCUUUGCCGACCUUUCCGUCAAGUACAGUGGUCCCGGUCUCAGGUUCGGGAAGGUGGACAUAGGACGUUACGGAGAAGUUUCACAGCGCUACAGAAUUAGCACAUCCCCUCUCACUAAGCAGCUGCCCUCACUGCUGCUUUUCCAAGGAGGGCGUGAAAUUGCGAGACGUCCUAUGGUGGACAGUAAAGGGAGAGCUGUAUCUUGGGCUUUCAGUGAGGAGAACAUUAUUCGAGAGUUCAAUCUAAAUGAGCUCUUUGAGAAAUCCAAGAAGCUCAGCAAGAGCAGUCGUGGCUUGAAGGGAGAGCAAAGCAGCUCCCAGCCAGAGGAGGGCAGCUCUGAGCUGCAACCUGAAACCAACCACUCAGAUCAAUUCACAGAGACCAUGAAAGACCAGUGACAUGGAGGAGGAGCUGCAGUAGUUUGGUUUUCCUUUCACUAUGCCUUACAUUUGCGUUCAACAGGUAUUUACCCCAAAAAGGGAAACUGGACCACACAUCAGCAGUCUGUCUGAAAUCAGUUAUAUACAACAAAUGAUUGACAGAUGUUUGAAAAACUAAGUUAUUUCACAAAAAAGGUAUUUCCUAAUGUCUAUUUAAAUACUACACUGAAACAGUUUUUUUUAUAAUAAAAUUUGACACAAUGUUUUUCUUUGGUUUGACCUUUUUAUUUUGAAAUCUGAAAAAAAUUCUGUAAGGCCAUUUUGGAUUUUUUUCCUUAAUGAAAUCAGUACAGAUAUUUGUGAAACUUGCUCCAUUCAGCACAGCGAACAAUUGGGACAUUUAAUUCUCAUGUACAAGUACACUUACAGCUUCAAAUUGUUCAAUGGCCAGCAUCACUGUCAUGAGCAGGAAGUAAUAACGAGUUCUUACUAAACGUACACCUGCCGCGGGCACCACUGAUGCCUUUUUGAUGAUUACCAAUAUUCUCACAAUUACAUUAAUGAAGCAUUCAGC